UUGUUCAUUUUUAUGUUUGAUUGUUGACUUGAUUUUUGAUUAACCGCAGACUUGAAGGAUGGUUAAUCUGAUUGUCUCUUUUAUUGAUUGAUUAUUUUAAAAGGGGGUUCCUCGUAAAUUAUUUACUCCCUUUGUUUCCAGUCCAAAAGUGUGUCAAUUUGUUGAUUGUUGAUCAACUAUGUUCAAAGGAAAAGGUUGGUUCACUUCUUGGGCUAAUAGUAAGCCUAAGAAUCCACAUUCAAUUGAUCAUCUCAAGUAUCUCUACAAUGUUAUGGCGAAGAAUCAAAUUGUCACGGAAGCAAAUAAAACUCUUCUAGUUGAAACAUUGAGAAGUAUUUCCGAGAUAUUAAUUUGGGGUGAUCAGAAUGAUUCAACGGUUUUCGAUUUUUUCUUGGAAAAGAACAUGUUAUCAUUUUUUCUCGAUAUUAUGGCCCAAAAAUGUGGAAGUUACGUUUGUGUCCAAUUACUACAAACUUUAAAUAUUCUCUUCGAGAAUAUAAGAAAUGAAACAUCAAUUUAUUAUCUCUUGUCAAACAAUCAUGUAAAUUCAAUCAUUGUUCAUAAAUUUGAUUUCUCCGAUGAAGAAGUGAUGGCCUAUUAUAUUUCUUUUCUCAAAACUCUCUCAUUGAAAUUGAAUACACAUACAAUUCAUUUCUUCUUUAAUGAGAAUACAAAUGAUUUUCCUCUCUACACCGAGGCUAUCAAGUUUUUCCAUCAUCCAGAAAAAAUGGUUCGAAUUGCUGUUCGUACAUUAACUCUCAAUGUCUUUAAAGUUAAAGAGAAAUCAAUGUUAAAAUUUGUCACCGAUCGGACGGCAGCUCCAUAUUUCUCAAAUUUAGUUUGGUUCAUUGGUAAUCAUGUUCUAGAAAUAAAUUCAUGUCUUCGUAAACAAAUCAAAGAUCACCAGAUGCUCAUUAGACUUGACGAUCUCGUUGCUGAACAUUUGGAUCAUCUUCAUUACCUGAACGAUAUUUUACUUCUUCGUAUCGACGAUUUAAAUGAGAUAUUAACUGAUCACCUUUUAAACCGCUUACUGAUUCCAUUGUAUAUUUACUCUCUAAUCACGCCGACUACUCAAGAUGAAUCAUCUAAUCGUCCAAGAAUAUCUCAAAUUGUGUCUCUCUUCCUUGUCUCUCAAGUCUUCCUAAUAAUCUCAUACGAUUCAUUGGUACAAAAACUUGUAAGAAUCAUUGUAAAUGGGAAAAUGUCAAUAUUUGAGAAGCCAGAAUUUUCUGCACCUCCAGAGACUCUUGAAGAGUCUCUUGUUCAAGCAAUACGAUUACCUUGUGAUACCUUUAAUAGCAGUCAAAUUGAUUCUGGAGGAACCAUUGAUGAAGAAAUUUAUUUUAAUCUACCUACUUCAAAAAACUCAACCUCUUCAAUUGAUGGAGGUGAUCACGAGAUGACUGUUGCUCCCACCACAGGUAAAACAGCUGAUGAUGAAACGAAACAAGAUGACGAUGAACCCAUGAUAAAUUCAAAUUCAGACUCAAUGGUCAAUGAAACUUCAAUGACCGAUGAAGAAAAAGCUGCUGUCGUAAUGGUCAGGAAAAAAUCCGGAUGUAAAGUGGACAGACCUUUUCUAUUUGCCCUCCUCAACUCAUUAGAUUGUAGUAAUCAGUCUGAUGAUCAUUCUGCCAUUUUCUCACUUUGUUUAAUUUACGCAAUGGUUCAUAAUUCAGGUGUAAAUAAAUCUCAACUCCAUGAUUUAAUCAUCCCUAAUCCAAAAUCAUCUCAAGUGUUUGAUGACAAUUUAGCAAGUACCACUCUUGUCAGCUCUCUAAUUGAGAUAAUCCAUAUUUGUUGCCAAUACAAUAGUCGAAUAAGAUUAAUCACUCUGGAAAUGUGUAUAAUUUUGCUCAAGAGGUUAAUUAUGGUUGAUGGAGAAAGUAUUCUGCCUGACCAGCAAUUAGCCUCCAUCGAACAAUCAAAGGAAGAAGCUGCUUUGGUAUUGAGAAAUUUUUUCAAAAGCGAAGAGGAAGAUCUUUUUCUCGAUAUGUUCGAAGAUGAAAACCAAGAGAUGAUUAAGCGAACCUUAAAUGUUGAAUAUCUCAUGAUGGAUGCCAACCUUUUACUCCCUCCUAGUCAAUUGACCCCACUUUUAAUGGAUGGACUUGAACUGACCCGUCGAUUGCCUUGUGCUGAUGUUGAAAGAACUCGUUAUGCAAUAAGAGUUUUUCUCUCACUUCGAAAGUUUUCAAAUUUUCUAAGAAAAGUUGAAACUCCGCCGAUUUUUCCUUAUCCUGAUAAUCUUGUGACUGUUGAUCAAUCGUUAGAUUUGAAUCACGGGGAUUUAAUUGGUUGUACAGUUAUAACGAAAGAUCAACCAAAAGUGCGACGCUUCAUGGUUAUCGAUUCACAUCAAUUAAUUUUAGCUGAGCCCGAUGUUAAAUUGAUUGGCUGGGGUAUUGCUAAAUUAGUUGCCUUCCUCCAGAAUGUUGAAAUUAAUCCAGAUAAAGAUGAUUCACGUUCAUUGUUGAUUAACAUUCGCCAAUCAAACGGACAAAGUAAAAAAGUUGUAAUGACGGCCAGAUUUGUCUUCGAUGAUCAUAUUCGUUGUAUGGCUGCUGAAAGAAGAUUGACCAAAGGAAAAUUAAAAGCUCAGCAACGAUCAAUGAUACAAAUUGCCAAACUAAUUGAUCUACAACCGAUUACUGACCUGUCGUUGAGAAAAAAAUCUUCCCUCACAAAGAAAGGUGAUUUCCCUCGAAGUCAAUCCCAAAGUGAAAAUAUCUCAAGUAAAAAGCAUUUGUCCCAUGGAUCUGGUCGUAAUCAUCGAGCUGUAACUCGUAGUUCAGCGGUUCCCGGUUUCGCGGUUUCAUCCGAUAAAAUUAAACCAGAUUCUGGUAAUAAAGCUUCCGGUUCUUUUCAUCACUCUCACAAGUCUCAGGUCACAAAACGGCGAUCAGGAUCACAAAGUAAUCCAAAUGCUCCCUCGUCAACCUCUAAUCCCGCUCAAGAAGUACAAAGUAGAGAAUCUUCGCCAAAACCAAAUUCGAGUCUCGAAUCGAGUGAAGAAAUGAUUCCCUUAGAUGAUUUGGGCUCAAAACCAAAUCGUCGACCUUCCCGAUCGACGAUUGAAUUGGAAGAGCGACUUGGAAAUGUGACCUCACUAACAAAUGCCCACGAUCCAUGAAAUGAGUUGUUUAUUUAAAUUCGCAAUCAGCUGAUAUAGUAUUCAUUUUAAAAGUUGUUGGAACCAAGUUUAAACAAAUGGAACUUUGUAUAUUGUGAUCUAAUUGUUGAUAGAAAUUAACUUUAAUCAACUUGAUCGUGUCAAAGGAAAUCAAAUCAUCGAUAUUUAAACUUUAACAUUAGGUGAUAUUUGAUUUUGUUUUCUGAAGAUCUGUGAUAAAAUCAAAUUAACAAUCUCGAUCAACACCAAACCGCUGUCAUCAAUUUGAAUCUACUACUUCAAUAAUUAAUCUUGAGAAGUUAAUUAGUUUUGAUUUUAAUCCACUCGACUAAAUUACUCUAUUAGCCGAUUACAAUUGCGAUGGUUAAAAUAGUCACCUAGAUGAUUAACGAGUGAGAGAAAUUAAUGAUUAAGUAGAUGCAAUUUAUCAAAGAAAAAGAUUAUAUAUUAUUAUUAAUACAAUUGUAAAAAAGAAACUAAAUCAACUAAUUGUAAAUUACUUAGAAAAUGAUUUAUUGUAAAAUAUUAAAUUUAAUUCAAAUAAUAAAACAUUUGAUGGUGAAUCCAAUUAA
Panonychus citri (citrus red mite) is the source of this 3708-nucleotide messenger RNA. RefSeq names its product protein CLEC16A homolog (gene ema). Gene Ontology annotation, biological process: endosome to lysosome transport; endosomal transport; regulation of autophagosome maturation. The coding region runs from base 179 to 3136 and encodes 985 amino acids. The record is from RefSeq and is a predicted model, not a curated record. The transcript has 9 exons. Gene Ontology annotation, cellular component: late endosome; endolysosome membrane. Lineage: Eukaryota; Metazoa; Arthropoda; Arachnida; Trombidiformes; Tetranychidae.